AUGCUGUACCGUGCCACCGCCGCCCGCUCCGCCUUCCGGGCUGUCUCGAGCUCCAAUGCUUCCGUGACUCGCUCUAUCCUGGGCAACCCCAUCUUCAAGGCCCAGCUGACCUCGUCCGCCCGCGCCGUCCGCCCGGCCGUCAAGCCUAGCUUCGCGCUCGCCGCUCACAAGCCCGUCACCACUGCUCUGGUCCGCUAUGCGUCUUCCUCCGCCAAGGAUGGUGAGGAUGUCGACAUGAUGGCCGGUAUGAAGUCUGAGGCUAAAGUCAUCCAGGACACCUUCAGCCUGAAGGACGUCCCCAAGGAGGCUCUCGCUCUCGGUAUGGCUGGUGUCAUUCCCUACCUGGCCACCUCUCUCGAGACCGUCUACCUCUCCUACGAGAUCAACCGCGCCGCCGCUCUCGGUGACGGCCUGAUCUUCUCCGGCCAGAGCGCCGAGCUGAUGCUGCACAUGCUGGAGCCUAUCCAGGUUGGCUGGGGUGCCGUCAUCCUCUCCUUCCUCGGUGCCGUCCACUGGGGUCUUGAGUGGGCUGGUUACGGCGGCAAGUUCGGCUACCGCCGCUACGCUGCCGGUAUCAUUGCUCCGGCCGUCGCCUGGCCCACUCUGCUGCUCCCCGUGGAGUACGCCUUGAUCAGCCAGUUCCUGGCCUUCACCUUCCUUUACUACAACGAUGCUCGCGCUGCCGCUGCUGGUCGUGCCCCCCACUGGUACGGCAUGUACCGCUUCGUCCUGACCUUCGUCGUCGGUGCUAGCAUCGUCGCCACCCUGAUCGGUCGUGAGCAGAUCCAGCAGACCAUUGUCUCUGAGCACACCAUCAAGGACAAGAUCAACGCCCUGAUCUUCCUCCAGAAGAAGGAGAAGGAGGAGGCUGAGGCUCGCAAGAAGGCCGAGCUGGGUCAGGAUGAGGAGUAA
Messenger RNA from Penicillium daleae, 912 nucleotides. RefSeq names its product DUF3429 domain-containing protein. Bases 1 to 912 code for a protein of 303 amino acids. The record is from RefSeq and is a predicted model, not a curated record. Lineage: Eukaryota; Fungi; Ascomycota; Eurotiomycetes; Eurotiales; Aspergillaceae. The transcript has 4 exons.